CGGAAGCGCUCAGAGAGUGGACGCGCUGGAACAGGAAGCAGUUCCACGCGCCGCAAACAGACGUGGCAAAAGAACCGUUGGUUUGAUCCGAUCAACACCGUCGGUUAUUGAUUAUCAUUCAUUUCUUUUAGAUCGAGAUUAUGGCCUCCGGUGCGAGCAAAUGGGAAGUGGUGAAGAAAGGCAAGAAACCGAACAUCAGCAGCAGCUCCGGAGGAAGAACUCAGGAGAAGAAAUCCGGCCGGAAAGCGCUGAGUGAGGCCAACACUGACAGCAACCACGUGAUGUCUGAGACCAUAUUUGACGGCUUUGAGAAGAUGGGGAAGAAGCAGAACAAGGAGCAGGUUCCUCCACUGAUCGAAACCCAGCAGAAGAAACCCAAUGCAGCGAAGCAGACCAAAAAACCCCCCGCCAACAGCAGCGGCAAACCUGUGCGCUACAAGACCCUGGAGGAGGCUGUCAGAGCCCUGGAUGUGUUGGAGCUGAAGCAGCAGCUGGAGAAGAGUCAGAGUCUGUUUCCUGAGAAUCCGUCCGUCUGGGUGAAGGAUCUCGCCGGAUACCUGAACUACAAGCUCCCAGCGCCGGACACGGAGCCCACGCUCAGCAGCUACGCUCACGAUUACCCAUACUGCCUCGCUGGUAAGGAGCUGAGGGCCGUAAUCAGAAACCUGCUGGGCAAAUGUUCAGAGGCGCUGCCCGAGUUCUUCGACCACUGCGUGUUUACGAUGCUGCGAGAGCAGGACCGACAGCCCGGUGAAUCUCUGCAUGGCUAUAGGAUGUGCAUCCAGGCUCUCAUGCAGGACAAGCCCCAGAUCGUCACGCUGAACCUCGCUGACCACCUGGAGCUGCUGCGCUCCCAUCAGAACCGGCCGGUCAAGUGUCUGACCAUCAUGUGGGCUCUGGGACAGGCGGGAUUCUAUGACCUCAGCCAGGGCAUCAGAGUUUGGUUGGGGAUCAUGCUUCCAGUUCUCGGGAUGAAGGCUUUGUCUGCGUAUGCCAUUGCUUAUCUGGAGCGCCUCCUCACUCUUCAUGCCAACCUGACCAAAGGUUUCGGGAUCAUGGGGCCGAAGGAGUUCUUCCCGCUGCUGGACUUUGCUUACAUGCCCAAAAACGCCCUGUCCCAGAGUCUGCAGGAGCAGUUGUGUCGGCUUUACCCGCGGCUCAAGGUCCUGGCGUUCGGAGCCAAACCCGAAUCGACGCUGCACACGUAUUUCCCGUCGUUCCUGUCCCGAGCCACGCCGAACUGCCCUGACGCCAUGAAGAAAGAGCUGCUCCGGAGCCUGACGGAGUGUUUGACGGUGGACGGACAGAGUUUGAGCGUCUGGAGGCAGUUAUACACCAAACACCUGCCGCAGUCCUGUCUUCUGUUGAAUCACCUGCUGAAGUCGUGGAACACACUUCCACCAAAGUUGCAGAAAAACCUUCAGGACACCAUUCAGUCGUUCAGAGUGACCAAUGACGAGCUGCAGAGCAGCACAAACACACAGCACAUCAGCGACUGCAACUCGCUCUGCCACUCUCUGCAGCAGAAGAUGCGCGGUCGGGGCUUCCCGUGGUGGCGCAUGCUGAUGAUGUCACUGGUGUUCGUGGCGGGCUUCGUCGCGCAUGACGUGCGGUCGCAGGGGUCGUUCGCCAGCUCCACCACAGCGCUGUGCCUGAAGAGGUCAGGGGUCACGGCCGUAUCCCAGCAGGCCUGGAGUAAAGCGUCACACUGCGGCCAGCAGGGCGUCAGCUGGCUGGCGGAGAACACGCCGCACUAUUACUCGCGCGUGCUGGAGACGACUGCGCCGCUGCUGGAGGACGCUCGCGAGCGGAUGAAGGUCACCGCGCUCUUCCUCGCUCAGAGGAGCGCAGAGCUCUGGCUGUGGCUGCAGGAGAACGUGCCGCUGCUCAUCCAAUGGGUCCAGGCGCACACUCCGCAGAGCGUGUUUGAGCUGCUGGAGUAUGUGAAGCAGCUGCUGCUGUAUGUCCAGGAGCGUGUGCUCGUCCCGUCGCUGCAGUAUCUGAGCGCAGCGCUGCAGAGCGUCUGGAGGAGCCUGCAAGAGUCCUGCGACGGCGAGGUGUCACUGCACUGCGUCCAGAAGCACCUGAGAUCCUUCACCAACAGCACCUGGAUUUACCUGCAGGACGCCACGUCUGCUGCCAAGAGCCGAGCGCAGGAGCUGCUGUCGCGAGCGUGAUGCAAACAGACCCUUUCUCUCUUUCUUUGCUUUAUUUUGUCAGUUUGCAUGAUUUUAUAUCUGUUGUGCUGACAGGUCUGUCUUUUAUGCAGAUGUUUUUCACGGUGUUCUUAGCUCUGUGUGGAUCACUAAUGACUACUGCUGCUGGCUGAGCUCUGUACUUGAACACUGAACAUUAUUAAUGUGACUGAGCGCAUGGAUGAUUUACUGUCCGUCAUCAAACCCCACCUGGACGCCAGAAUAAGAAGGGUUGCUAUGGAAACCACAUUGUUGAAGCACAAUGUAUCGUUUGAAGCAGGCGUGUGGCCUGUAAGAUGAGCUGAUUUGUUACUUUCUUUGUACAUGAUUUAUAAAUAAAUAAACCAAUGCUGUUCAGUCCUG
This is a messenger RNA of Sinocyclocheilus anshuiensis, 2558 nucleotides long. It is a transcript of the gene tmem214, whose product is annotated as transmembrane protein 214. Bases 141 to 2177 code for a protein of 678 amino acids. Gene Ontology annotation, cellular component: endoplasmic reticulum; Golgi apparatus. The transcript has 16 exons. NCBI's taxonomy places the organism in Eukaryota, Metazoa, Chordata, Actinopteri, Cypriniformes, Cyprinidae. The record is from RefSeq and is a predicted model, not a curated record.